CUUUGUAUGGGUCAUAUAGUGAAUUUGGUGAAGGCCUGCUCGGGUAAUGGCUCAUCGAGUGACACCUCCUCAGUUUCCCCAAAAGAUUGGUGGCAAACUGCACAAUUCUAUCAAAUCUAUCCCAGAUCCUUUAAGGAUUCCAAUGGUGAUGGUAUAGGCGAUUUGCAGGGCAUUAAAUCCAAACUAAGUUACCUCAAGGAAAUCGGUGUUGAUGCCACUUGGCUUUCGCCCAUCUAUACUUCGCCCAUGGCUGAUUUUGGCUAUGACAUAGCCAAUUUUUUUGACAUCCAAGAGGAGUAUGGUAGUUUAAAGGACUUUGAUGAGCUGAUAGCUGAGGCCAAUAAAUUGGGUUUGAAAAUCAUCAUGGAUUUUGUGCCCAACCAUUCGAGUGAUGAGAAUGUUUGGUUUCAAAAAUCAGUGAAUCGUGAAAAAGGCUAUGAGGACUACUAUGUGUGGAGUGAUGGCUUUGUAGAUGAGCAUGGCCAAAGGCAGCCUCCCAGUAAUUGGCUACAGGCCUUUCGAGGCAGUGCCUGGAAAUGGAAUGAUCAACGCCAGCAAUACUAUCUCCAUCAAUUUGCUGAGAAACAGCCCGAUCUAAAUUAUCGCAACCCCGAUGUGGUGGCCCAAAUGAAGCGAGUUCUCACCUAUUGGUUGGAUCGAGGUGUGGCUGGUUUCCGCAUUGAUGCCGUACCCUGGAUGUUUGAGGCUUUGCCCGAUGCCACUGGCCGUUAUCCCGAUGAGCCUUUGUCGGGUUAUACCGAUGACAAAGAGGAAUCCGCUUACCUUUUGCACAUCUAUACCCAAGAUCAACCGGAAACCAUAGAUAUGGUCUAUCAAUGGCAUCAACUCUUGGAAGACUAUCAGCGAGUGCAUGGUGGAGAUACUCGUGUCCUAAUGAUUGAGACUUGGUCCAGCAUUGGUGAGGUCAUGAAAAUGUUUGGCAAUAAAACUGUGCAGGGUGCCCAGAUACCCUUCAAUUUUCAAUUUAUUGUUGCCGGCAAUGAUGAUCAAAUCAAUACGGACUUACCUGCGCCAGGUUUUGUGAAAAUCAUUAAAAAAUGGAUGGAUAACAUGCCGGCAGGAAAAACAGCCAAUUGGGUGAUGGGUAACCACGAUAAGCGCCGUGUGGGUAGCCGUUAUGGUGAAAAUCGCAUUGAUCUCAUGAAUAUGCUGCAAAUGUUUUUGCCUGGAAUCAGCGUGACCUAUAUGGGUGAAGAAAUUGGCAUGGUGGAUUUAGAUAUAUCCUGGGAACAAAGUGUUGAUCCUGCUGCCUGCAAUUCAAAUCCUGAAAUUUAUGAAAAAUUCACUCGUGAUCCUGCUCGUACCCCAUUCCAAUGGGGUCCUGGCGAGAAUGCAGAUUUUUCUACAAAUCACUCAACAUGGUUGCCCAUAAAUCCCAAUUAUCUCACCGUCAAUGUGGAAACGGAAAAAGUCAACUCCAAAAGCCAUUUAAAUGUCUAUAAGGCUAUGUCGGCAUUGCGUCAAACGAAAACUUUGCAAUAUGGAAAACUACAGUAUGGCAAUGUGGGCGAUAAUAUAUUGGCCAUCAAGAGAUAUCUACCAAAUGAAAAGACUUACAUACUGUUGGCCAAUGUUUUGGGCGAUGCCAAGUCAGCGAAUGUAACGGAUGCGAUUAAGGCCACUGGAAGCUACAAAACCAAAAUAGCCAAUACGAUAUCAACAAGAAAGGAAGGGGACCUGGUCUCUCUAGACAAUUUUGUUCUCAGUGGCUAUGAGGCAAUCAUAGUGGAAACGGAUUAAAUUUAAGAAAUUAUAAUUUUA
Messenger RNA from Stomoxys calcitrans (stable fly), 1782 nucleotides. Its product is annotated as maltase A3. The record is from RefSeq and is a predicted model, not a curated record. Gene Ontology annotation, biological process: carbohydrate metabolic process. The transcript has 5 exons. Lineage: Eukaryota; Metazoa; Arthropoda; Insecta; Diptera; Muscidae. The coding region runs from base 7 to 1761 and encodes 584 amino acids.